Anopheles aquasalis is the source of this 1285-nucleotide messenger RNA. RefSeq lists its product as uncharacterized. Lineage: Eukaryota; Metazoa; Arthropoda; Insecta; Diptera; Culicidae. Gene Ontology annotation, molecular function: hydrolase activity, hydrolyzing N-glycosyl compounds. The record is from RefSeq and is a predicted model, not a curated record.
UAACAGCGCCUAGUGAUAGUGUACACACACUGUUGUCCUCGCGGUUUGUAUGGGAUGUAGCUCGGGCCUAAUCGAAUUAUCGCUCCUCGCAUCCGCAUCUCCGGUGUGGCUGGAUCGGUCCGUGCGGCAAUUUCUGGCAUUUCGAGCUGCCAGUGGACAGCAGGUAGCAGACCACAUUGUGUACAGUGGCCCAGCGGAACAUCGCGUAGCACGUGGCGUGGAGAGAAAUGGGUCCUCGUAAGGUAAUCAUCGAUCUGGAUGCCGGUACCGACGAUGCCUGGGCACUGCUGAUGUUGCUAAGGGCGGAGAAACGCUACAACCUGCAGGUGAUCGCGAUCACCUGCGUGCACGGGAACACCGAUGUGGACAACGUGACCAGCAACGUGCUGCGCAUCCUAACCGCCAUCGAUCGGACGGACGUCCCGGUGUAUCGCGGUUCAUCGGAAGCACUGAUAACGGCACAGAAGCGGGAACCACCGGAACAAGGAUUCCACGGGUCCAACGGGUUUGGUGAUAUCGCGUUCGACCAACCGCAGAUCGACCGGUCGCUGAUCCGAGCGGAGCAUGCGGUACUCGCUCUGCAUCGCCUGCUGGUACAACACCCGGGCCAGCUGGCGGUGCUCUGCGUCGGCCCCCUGACGAACCUGGCGCUCUGCCUGAAGCUCUAUCCGGCGGUGGCCACCCUGCUCGGUGAGCUUCACAUCAUGGGUGGCAAUCGUUUGGGCGUGGGUAACGUGACGCGAUCGGCUGAGUUUAACUUUUACGCGGACGCCGAAGCGGCCCAGAUCGUGCUGGAGAAGGUACGUUGCCCGGUGACGCUGCUGCCAUGGGAAACGUGCCAGACGCAGGCGCGCGCACUGCCGAUGGAGUGGCGCCUAGAGCAGCUAGGGCAGCGGCCCGGUAUCAACCGGGCCAUCCCGAUGCUGAAUGAGAUCGAGCGCAAGGUGUACCGGGGCAGGACCAGCUGGAUGCCGUGUGAUGCGUUUCUGGUAGCUGCCUUCAUCCGGCCCGAUAUCAUCGAACGGAGCGAACGGUUUCACGUGGACAUUGAGCUGCAUGGUACGCUCACCCGGGGCCAGAUGGUGCUCGAUCACUUGCAGUCAGUGCCGGAAAAUGUGCGCAUCGUGGACAAGCUCGACGACGAGGAGUUCCGUCAGUUGUGCCUUAUGGCGACCGAAUAGCACCAUUCAAGCAGUGAGCGGGGACACGGCCAAACAUAUUCAAUUUUCGACAGACUCGACAGAAAAGAAGAUGAUUCAUUCAAAUACAAAGAAGAUACAAAUCA